UUUUUGCAAGGGGAAAAGACACUGCUUUUGAGGGGGAUCUAAUUUCUAAAAGUCGCUCUUUGCCCAGCGAAUAGUUUGUUUUUAACGCCCCCCUCUCAAUUCCUGCGACGAACCGGGCCUCCCACUCCUUGUGCGGCACCAAAGGCAGCGCGGAAUUUUGGACAGGAGAGGACUAUCUCGAGGACGAGGCGAGAAUCUAAACGUUUUAGAGCUUUUUUUUUUGCUAGUGAUCCGCAGUGUGUGUACACAAGUAUUGUUUUGGUUGCGGAGGGUGAGUGGACAGCGGCGAGGGUCUUGCCCUGCUGCCUAAUUUGUUGCCUGGACCCCUUCCAACGUGGAUACAACACGGCCUUGUGGAUGCACUUAGAUGUCUGCAAUGACUGCUGCGGCCGGCAUGCCCCAGUGUUUCGGACUGCCAUUCUCUGGACUCAGUAGGACAAGAACUGAUCAGCAGAGAACGUCAUGAGCAUAGUCAUCCCCGCGGGGGUGGACACAGCAGCAGACGCCUCGUACCUGGACAUGGCGGCGGGCUCGGAACCCGAGUCGGUGGAGGCCAGCCCCGUGGUGGUAGAAAAGUCCAGCUACCCGCACCAGAUCUACAGCAGCAGCUCUCACCAUUCCCACAGUUACAUCGGCCUGCCUUAUGCCGACCAUAACUAUGGGGCGCGGCCCCCGCCCACGCCGCCGGCCUCGCCUCCCCCUUCCAUGUUGAUCCGUCAGGGCGAUGGGGGGUUGUUUGUUCCGGGCGGCCAGGAUGAAGCAUCCACGGGCACCACGCUCAGCACCUCCGAGGAUGGCAGCUACGGGGCCGACAUCACCCGCUGCAUCUGCGGCUUCACGCACGACGACGGCUACAUGAUCUGCUGCGACAAGUGCAGCGCCUGGCAGCACAUCGACUGCAUGGGCAUCGACAGGCAGAACAUUCCUGAGACAUACCUUUGCGAGCGGUGCCAGCCGAGACACCUGGACCGGGAGAGGGCCAUCCUUCUGCAGACGAGGAAGCGGGAAUGUUUGUCAGACGGGGACACCAGCGCGACGGAGAGUGGGGAUGAGGUGCCUCUGGAGCUCUACUCCACUUUCCAGCACACGCCCACCACCAUCACCCUCACCACCGGGCGCCUGGGCAACAAGCAGGUGGACAAGAAGCGCAAGAAGAGCGGCGAAAAGGAACCCCCGGCAUCUUCGGCACGAGCCAAGAAGGCCUUCCGAGAGGGCUCCAGAAAGUCCUCCAGAGUGAAGGGCGCCGCCCCGGAGCAGGAGCCAACGGAGCACCCGGCUCUGUGGGAGAACAAGAUCAAGACGUGGAUGGAGCGCUACGAGGAGGCCAGCAGCAAUCAGUACAGCGAGGACGUGCAGGUGCUGCUGCGCGUCAAGGAGCAAGGCGACGGCAAGAGCCUGGCUUACAACACGCACCCGGCCUCUUUCAAGCCCCCAGUGGAGAGUCAAGUUCAAAAGAACAAGAAAAUCCUCAAGGCCGUCAGAGACUUGGCCCCCGAUUCCCUCAUCAUCGAGUACAGGGGCAAGUUUAUGCUUCGGCAGCAGUUUGAAGCCAACGGAUACUUCUUCAAGAGACCUUACCCCUUUGUGUUAUUUUACUCCAAAUUUGAUGGUCUGGAGAUGUGCGUGGACGCGCGCAGCUUUGGCAACGAGGCGCGCUUCAUCCGCCGAUCCUGCACCCCCAACGCAGAGGUGCGGCACGUCAUCGAGGACGCCAUGUUACACUUGUACAUCUACUCAUUAAGGCCCAUCACCAAAGGCACGGAGAUCACCAUCGGUUUUGAUUACGACUUCGGCAGCUGUAAAUACAAGGUGGACUGUGCCUGCGUGAAGGGCAACCCGGAGUGUCCCGUUCUCAAGCAUAAUCUGGAGCCCACCGAGAACCUGGGCUCCGGCGCGCGGCGGCGGAACAGCCGCAAGGACAAGGACCCGGGCCGGGAAGACCUGAGCCAGAACCAAAACAUUGGCGUGGAUUGCGAGGGCAAGGGCAAGAGCGUGGGCGACUGUAAGCAGAGGAAACUGUCACCCCUCCGACUCUCCAUCUCAAACAAUCAGGAUCCCGACUUAUUUGAGGAUCUAGAAGACAAAACGUCCGUUAGCAAUGAAGUAGAGAUGGAGUCAGAGGAACAGAUUGCAGAGAGAAGGAAGAAGAUGACGCGAGAGGAGCGGAAGAUGGAGGCCAUCCUGCAGGCCUUCGCACGAAUGGAGAAGCGGGAGAAGCGGCGCGAGCAAGCGCUGGAACGUAUCGGCAGCGUCAAGCCCGAGCUCGGGGGUCGCAGCGACAUCAAGGAGGAGCCGCCGGCCACUCCGGAGACGGCGGACUCCCCUUCUGUCAUACAGCCGCCUCUUCUCGAGGUAAAAGAGGAGCCGGGGUUGAAGCCGGCUAAGGUCAAAGGCUCGCGGAACAGGAAAAGCUUUUCCAGGAACCGCACGCACAUCGGCCAGCAGCGGCGGCGAGCUCGCACCAUCAGCACCUGCUCCGACUUGGCCCCGGGCUCUCCGGUGGAGCCCGUUGAGCCUCUGAGCAGCGAACCCCUCGAAGGGGAGGCGCCCAUCGCGCCGGAGCCAGAGGCCGUCGCCGCCCAGCCGCCGGACGCCAGCCCCCCGCAGAGCAACUCUCCCGCCCCCGACCGAAACCGCACCGGGAGCAAGAGUUUCAAAACGAAAAAGCACUUUGUCAGCGAAUGGGUGGGCGAGAAACAGCCGGAUCGUUUGGCGGCACGCACCCCGGAGCCGGCGCCGGAGCGACCGCUGCGGAUCAGCAGCGACCCCGAAGUCCUGGCCACCCAGCUCAACGCCCUUCCGGGCCUGGCCUGCUCGCCGCAGGUGUACAGCACGCCCAAGCACUACGUCCGCUUCUCCUCGCCUUUCCUUGCCAACCGCAGCCCCACCGCCCCCGGCGUUCCCACCGGGAGACGGCGUUCCAGAGAACUGCCCGAAACACCCCCGACCACCGGGUCCUGCAAGAAGCGAUGGUUAAAGCAGGCGCUCGAAGAGGAGGGAUCCACCAGUCCGGCCAGAAGAUCCAGUCUCUUUAUGCCCAGCGAGGGUCCUCUCAGUCCCUCCAUUAACGGAGACUCGGACAGCCCCCUUCCCUACAACGGCUCCUGCUCACUGCCCGAGUUGCCCACGCCUUUGAAGAAGCGCCGCUUGAGCCCUCUCGACGCCUGCAUGUCGGAGAGCUCCACGCCCUACGCCUCCCCUUGUGCCACGCCCACCCGGGCCGACCCGACGGAAACGUCUGCGCCGCCCGUGCUGACGGCCACGCCGCCGCGGCCCCGAACUGAGGAGUCUGGAGCGGAGCACGUCGCCGGCACGCCAACACAAACACUUACUCCACCGCGGGAGAGCGAAUGUUCAACGGAAAGCUCGCCUGACGUCAGCAUGAAAGCAAAUUUAUUCGAGGUUGGCAACCUGCCAGACCGUCCUCCUUCGUUGAUCCCGUCUCCCUCCAUUUGGACGCCGUGCUCCGACGGCCUCCCGCCCGACGCCAAGACGUCAGUACUUGAGAGUCCGCAGCCGCCCACCGUUAUCGAGUGCGCGGACUUGGCGGAGGACCGGCCGGACCUUGUGACGGCGGAGGGCGCCGGCGGCGGCGAGGCUUCCUCCUCUGCCGAAACGUGUGCUUCCUCCUCCUUCCCGGGCUGGAUCAAGAGCCCGGAGAGGUGCCCGGCGACACCGGCCGGCCUCAGCUUCUCUCCCGUCAACUCCAACCUAAGGGACCUCACCCCGUCGCACACCUUGGAGCCCCUGCAGGCUUCUUUCAGACCUGAAGCUGCAAUGGGACCUGCGGUGGCAGCACCGGCCACCCAGACGGUUUUUGCUGACGGCCAGGGGCCCCUCUUUUACCCCUGCGCCGAAGACCCGAACUCGGCUGGCUUCUCCCGCUCGCUCGUUAGCGACGAGGGAGGCGGCUCUGCGCAGAAUCCGCCGCAGAAGAAGAAGGUCUCCCUGCUGGAAUACAGGAAGCGACAGCGCGAAGCUCGCCGCAGCGGCUCCAAGACGGAGUGCAGCUCCCCGGUGUCCAGCGUGCUCCCUUUGAGCAUGGACGGUUUUCCCGUUGUCGCCAUGGAGACCAGCGGCGAGGGCUCCUUACCUCCGCCUCCUCCUCCGCCUCCCCCUCCUUCUUCUGCAGCUCUUGGCAGCGGCAAGGAGCCGCAGACCACGGAGGAGACUGAGAGCUUGGGCGAGAGGGAAGGAGGAGAGGGACAAUGGACGUCCUCCACGUCCGUUGAACAGGCACGGGAACGGAGCUACCACAGAGCUCUGCUGCUCAGUAAAGACAAAGACACAGAUGGUGAAGCAGAAGGAGGUGAUACACCGACAGCAAGGGACUCUCCAUCUCCUGGACUUCAGAAGACCCCGACUCAUGCACCGGGCUCUCCUGGGCCAGUCGGUUCUGUAAUAGCCUGCAGCUGGAAAGAGGAAGACGGCGACGGUCCGCCUCGAAUAGCGAGCCAGACCCUGCAGCUGCCAAAGUCCAAACCGACGGCCGUCACCCCAACCAAGCUGCACCCGCCGCCGCCCUCCUCCCCCGUGCACUACCCGGGGCCGGCCCUCCUCCACGUGCAGCCUCAGGGCUCGCCCUACCGCAGCCAGAGAGCACUCUUCUCCUCCCAGUCCCAAAACCAAACCACAGGCCAGGUCGCGACGCCUUCGUUCGUCCAGUACAAUGCGCAGGCCGCCCCUCCGCCACCGCCGCCCCCUCCCCCGCCGGCGCCGCCCGCCUCCACGGCCUACUUCCCCGCUCAGACUACCUCCCCGGCGGGCCCCUUCCCCGGAUUCAAAGCGGCCGCGACGCCCUCCUACCCUCCGGGCUCUCAGGCCCUGAUGCAGACUCUUCCCCACAACGUGCACUACCAGACCUCGGCCGCCCCGCCUCCACCCCCGCCGCCACCGCCCCCGCACCCCAUGUCCAGCCCCGCCCUGCUGCACGUCAACCUGCAGCCCGCUCCCAUCCAGCAGAUCAUGCUGACAGCCGCCCCGUCGCUGACGCAAGGCCAGCCCUCCGCUCAGCAACAGCCGCCCUUGUCCCUCACCCCACCUCCGCCGCCGCCCCCGCCGCCGCCCAACCCCUCCGGCGGCGCCCAGAUGCAGCCCCACCAUUUUCCGAACUUGUCGGGCUUUCAAACGACAUUGCUCGCCAACCCCUCGGUACCCCCGUCCGCGUACGCCCCGUCCCUUCAGCAGAGCGGACUGCCACCGCCCCCGCCUCCGCCCCCGCAACAGACUCAACCAGGCUCGGCUCCGGCCACCGCCCCUCAGCUGCCGGCUCGCGCGGGCCCUGCCUCCUCGACGGCCUUCCACACUUCGGGUUACCUGAGCACAGGGUGGCACUGAACUCUGCCUCAGCGGGAUUGGGGGACGAGGGUCAGGUUGUAAAGCUGUGGAAAUUUGCAUUCAAUUUCCAUGGGCAAAUUUGGAAAUAUUCCAGGGGUCCUAAUGGGAAUAAGCGAAGAGUUAAGCGAGUGUGCCACUACACCAUCAGCGACUUCAAGUACCUUAUUUCUACACAUAAAAAAAAAUUGAAUUUUGGCUCCCAACACCAACAAUUACAGUUCAUAACUGACGGAAAUGAUAUAGCUCCCGCUUUUCUCGCAUUUCUGGUUUAUUCCCAUGAAUUCCCAUGGAAAUCUUUCCACUUUGAAAAUUCCCAUAAUUUUGCAACCCCAGACACGGGGCACUGUAGAUAUAUUUUCUAUGGCCAGUGGAAAAACAGCUGAUUGUUGGAUAAAAGGGUAUUUAAAUAAGUAAAACAAACAGACUGACAUCAUCUUCUCGACAAACUGUAAAAGAUGGACGACCCCUCGCGGUGCUUUUGGCGCUCUUCUCCUUUUCUACUUCCUUCCUGUGACGAGUUGGGGAGGACUUCACUGUCUCAUUCGGGGCCCUGUUCUGUUGUUCAGCCACACUUUGUUUUGCUGUGGACAUUCCAGCCCCCCCCCCCCCUUCUCUUCCUUUCCUUUCUCCUCUGUCUGUCUGUUGUCUCUGUUCGUUUUCUCUUUAUCUAGCGGCGCGUUAUCGCAUUUGUUUUGUUGAGGAAAAAGUGACUUUUUUUUUUUUCAAAUUCCUCCAUCUGACAUCAGAAGUCUGUUGAGCGCCGCAGAAAAAAGACUGGCGGGCGAUGGCCUCACCACCUUGAAAGUGCCGCACUUGUGUUCACACGUUUGAUGCGGGAUGUGCGCCUCCCGCGCGGGCGGGAUGCUAGAAGUUUAUUUUUUUUCCCCCCAAAAAGGAGCGUUACUUGUAGAAAGUGUAAUUUAAAUGUAUGAUAGGUGGUCACUGCGGCUUUCACCAGGAACACGUUUGUAAAUAGCCGCUUUUUUUUUUUUUCUACGCCUGUACAAUUCGCAGCCAUUGCCUCCCAUUUU
Molecule: messenger RNA, 6368 nt
Organism: Hippocampus comes (tiger tail seahorse)
Lineage: Eukaryota; Metazoa; Chordata; Actinopteri; Syngnathiformes; Syngnathidae
Gene: kmt2e
Product: lysine (K)-specific methyltransferase 2E
Exons: 24
Coding region: 463-5337 (1624 amino acids)
Biological process (GO): regulation of DNA-templated transcription
Cellular component (GO): Set3 complex; Rpd3L-Expanded complex
Source: RefSeq, a predicted model, not a curated record